AUGUAUUUGCCACCUGCUAUUGCCAAGGUUUAUAAUCUUAUUCGCCCUAUUUGUGCACGUUUGAAAACUUUCAUUAACUUUUUCAUUGCUCCGCAUAUUUCCUUACUAAGUGCUACCUACGACAGCGACUGCAGGACGACGAUAGCCUGCGGCAUCAGUGGUUCGGAACCUUUGGCUAGUUCAGCUUUUUGCACGAAACCCGAAGACGAGAUGGAAAAAUUGUCGCACAGGAGCAGCUCUUCACUGGGCGUGGCUAGAAGCGAUUCCAUGGCGUCCGUGUACUCAGGCGCCGGAGAGGGCAGGUACGGCAUGGUGCCUAUCAGAGGUGAGGUGGAGUUUGGUCUUCAGUACAACUAUAAAGCGGCACAGUUCGAGAUCAACAUCAAACAUUGUCGCGACCUGGCAGCUGCCGAUCCCAAACGAAACAGAUCCGACCCCUACGUAAAAGUGUACUUAUUGCCCGACAAAUCCAAGGCCGGCAAAAGAAAGACUCGAGUGAAGAAGCACACCAUGAACCCGAUAUUUGACGAGGUGCUCAAAUACAGUCUACCUUUGGAAGAGCUCAACAGCAGAACACUGUGGUUAAGCGUGUGGCACUCGGACAUGUUCGGACGCAACAACUUCUUAGGCGAGGUCCAACUUCCUCUGGAGAACAUGAUAUUCGACGAUCCAUCACCAAAACUCUACCCACUUCAGGAACGAACAGAACCUUUAGAUGAUAUUAUGUGUGUCAGUAACAAAGGCGAAAUUAUCGUCGGCCUGAAGUGUGUGCCACCCGACCCGAACUCAAAAAAACGUACCAAGGGCACAUUCCUUCUGCUAGUGAAAGACGCGAAGAACCUUCAAGCGAUCAAGUCUAACGGCUCAUCCGAUCCGUUUUGCAAAAGUUAUUUACUACCCGACAAGGGUCGUAGUUCUAAGCAGAAGACCAACGUGGCCCGAAAGACGUGCAACCCGAACUGGAACCAAACGCUUACGUACCGAGACGUGUCUCCAGACGAAUUGGCGGAGCGGAGUCUGGAACUUACCGUUUGGGACCACGACCGAUUGGGCAGCAAUGAGUUCUUGGGAGGCGUCCGCCUAUCGUUGGGUUCAGGUAUGUGUGACGGCAAACCAGUCGACUGGAUGGAUUCCAACGAAAAAGAAAUCGCCUUGUGGCAGAGGAUGUUGGACAGACCAAACUUUUGGGUCGAAGGUUGCCUGACGUUGCGACCGUCGUUGGAGUUAGCGAGCAAAAAUUAA
This is a messenger RNA of Macrosiphum euphorbiae (potato aphid), 1242 nucleotides long. Lineage: Eukaryota; Metazoa; Arthropoda; Insecta; Hemiptera; Aphididae. The record is from the annotation of a GenBank genome assembly.